UUUGUUAAUGACAUGGAAUUAUCUACCUUGAAUUACACUCAAUAUUUUAAAGAAAAUUGGGAAUAAUUGUAUCUGCAAUAACAAUUUACACGAGGCGUAGGACCGUGUAUAUUUUUCUCCCUCAAGUUGAAGUCACGCCUGCAUUGAUAUGAAUGCAAUUGCCUAUUUAUUACGCACGAAUUGCGCACCAGUUAGAAUGGGAAAAAAGGACCCGAAAUAUAAUAGCCUAAUUCUUCUUAUAAUUUUGAACGUAAGGGGAAAGGUAUGUUUUCCACCAACCAUUCUGUAUAGGCCCAGGAUAAAUUGUAGACGCAUCUUAGAAACCCUAUUCAAUUGAAUCUUCUAACUUUUGGUGAUUGUUUUAUGUAACUAGGUCUAAUAUAUAUAUAUAUAUCCUGAAACGAUCUGUUCACAUCAACACUGGUGGAACUUAAAAACAAAACACUGAUAGGCCUUUAUACAGUAAAACAUAUAAAAUAAACUGUGUUACUGGAAUAUUAAUCAAAUGCGUUAAACGCUCUAGAAAAACAAAUAAUUGAAGUAAAACACACUUUGGCAUAUUAAAACUGGUUAACCUUUUAAAUAGAUUGUAGGCAAGCAAAUGUCCUUAUGCAACUGCUGGUGCCACAGCAGCUACAGUGAUUUGACAGAGGCCUGUCGGUUGGUCUAUGGCAAAUAGUCUAAAGUUUGACCUCUUAUGAAAAUCAGUUUGCCAAACAAACGUAGGCCUAACCGAGAGUGGUGCUGAUAUAUUCUAUGCGACCAUUGGUUUAUUCCCGAAUCUGUUGACGAAUACCUAGAAGUGGCUUUCCAAGUGGCAUCGAGUGAGUUCCAAGAAAUAAUCAUAUUUAUCGAACUAUUUGCUAACAUUGUUUUAAUGUUAGCCUGUCUUAACAAUAUUUUUUUUAAAUAGAUUUCAUUUCGGUUAUACCCAAGUAAGUGAUUGUAAAAUAUUUAUCUACCCGUUUGUUCACUCCUCCCAUGGCUGUCUUUACACAAAGCUCUCCGCUAGAGAGCGCCCUUGCACCGUCUUAAAGCCCCUUUGCUUACCAACUUGACCACGCUGACGUCAUCCCAGCCUGGCGCCUCAAGGCCACUUCCACACUGCUAUUGGUCUGAAAAUCACAUGACAUGGAGCUCCAAGAAUCCAUAAUUAUGUUGCUGAUAUUUUUGGCCCCCAAAAUAUGUCAGCUUCCAACUGUCCUUAUUCUCCUCCAGAAAACCUUUACUACAGGAACAGAAACGGGGGGAAAACAACAACAAUACAAAUAAUGUCAUGCCAGGAUAACAUGGCUGCGGGUCAUUUCCUUAUGGAUUCUUUGAUGGGAGGAUCAUCUUCCUAUAGAGGCGAAUGCUACUCCAACAGCAACCAUGGAAUGUACAUCCACCCGGCUGCAUCUGAGUAUGGAUGCUCAAUGAUGAGACAUUUUGGAGUAGUUGGAUCGAAAAAAGACGAGGUUCCUCUGAGCAGCCACCCUCUCGGCUCCUACCAAGAUGCGCCUUACCUGUCAUCCCAACUGGGCACAUGGACCUCGGCUUCCAAAACUAACAGGGACGAGCAACCUGUUGCCCAGUCCAGUUUACAACCGUGUUCGUUUCCAACCGACAACGUCAAAGAGGAGGCGUUCUGUUGUCUGUAUCAGGGUGACAGUAGCAGCAGGGCUAAUAAGGAUUCUACAGAGUCGGCUACUUACAUCCGGCUUGGGAACAAUAGUAGCAGCCAGACCGACCAAACCGCUGUCUCGGCGACGUCCGAAUGUUAUGGAGGAGAGAAACAGGUAUACCCCAGAGGGAGCAGGGGACAGCGAAAAGAGCAGGUCGGGACAGGCUUUGCUUCUUUGGACCAGGUGACGACAUCUGUUGAAUCACCCAGAGAAUCAACGGUUAAAAUGAGCAAAUCUACCCAGGAGACAGUCAGCGAGGAAAUGCGCAACGAAAAGGCAAAACAGGGAAAGAGCAUGAAAGAGGAAAGCGCAAAGACUGACAGUUGUUCUGAUAACUCCGACAGCGAAUUGAAAGAUGAUUUUACACUGGAAAAUGCUCCAGGAAACUGGUUAAAAGCAACAAGUGGACGGAAGAAGAGAUGCCCGUACACAAAGCACCAGACGCUCGAGCUUGAAAAGGAAUUUUUGUAUAACAUGUACCUGUCUCGCGAGCGCCGCCUGGAGAUCAGUAAGAGUAUCGAUCUGACCGAUAGACAAGUCAAGAUCUGGUUCCAGAACCGAAGGAUGAAACUCAAGAAACUCAAUAAGGAAUGUCGUGGACGGGAUCAUAUGGCAGUCCACAACUACACUUAAAAUGAUUUGAUCUAUAAUACACAUACACAUACACAUACACAUACACAUACACAUACACACACAAAGUGUGCCUUCAUACAAGGACAAUAUUUCAACGAUGCCCAAGAGUACAUUACUUUAUCAAGGAGGGACUUGGUUUCGGGUCAGCAGUUGAGUUUGCCUUUGAACACAUGAAAAUUGAAUAGAGGUGCCGGUUGCCCUGCCAAUAUAGAACUGCUAGAACUUCCGGAAUGAAAACAGACAUUGUUUGUUUUGGAAUGUUUCCUCAUUCCGUUGCUUCAUCUUGUUGUCUUUAGUUUAGUUGCUUCUGCUAUGUAGGCCAUGAUAGGCUAUUCGCACUGUCUGCAUGCACAUUGUUGCUUGCGUCAUAUAAGACCCGUUGACGAUUCCUAAAGGAAAACCGUGUCCAAUAGAAUAAAGGAGGGGAUUUUAAAUGAAAUAUAUAACAUAUAGCUUGUUAGCACUCUGAGAAAGGAAAAGACAGAGGGGAAGAGAGAGAGAGGCUGCAGAUGAGAGUGGGAAGAUCAUGGCCGUUUUAAUAGAAGAGAUUGGUUUAAAUAGUAUCCAGGUGACCACAGUAAGUCAAGGUCAUAAAAGUAUUAUGUCAGGAUCGUCUCGUGGUAGAAGCAUGAGCUCGGGGUGGAUUUUAUGAUCUGCAAAUAUAAUGUGCUAGCUGGCUGCUGCAGUAAAGAUGCAUCGUUUAAACGUGUGUGGAGGAGAGGGCUAGGCUAGUCUACAGAGUGGAGAGUGUCUGCUUUGUACUGGAGUCACCAACACGCUCGACGGGCUCCCUCUGCUAUGUAGCCUGCCGCCUACUUAUUUGACGAUACAGGGCUGUUUGUUAUCUCGUCAAGAAACGAAAAGGAUGGAUGAUAAACAACAACAACAGAAACAUCAAAGACAGCUUGAAUAAAUAAGGACCACCACGACAGAGUGUCUCCGGGGAAAUUCAAGGUAGGACACAAAUAGGUACGUAUUAUUAACUCAGCUGUGAUUUUUGACACGCCUGUCUGCCGGUUGGUCUGCCAGUGGAGCUUGUUUGACAGCGCUCUCGAGCAUGCGAGAUGGGAUGGGUUGUCUGAUUAAACCGAUUGAUUUGACGUUCUUCUUUUGGGAACAUUUUGAGCAUUUUGAACCAGACAUUGGUUUUGUUAUUGCUGUGUUGAUAUCGAUUAUGUUUACUAUGUCUAAAUAGUUUUCCCUUUAUUAGUUGGGCAUUUUCAGACACCAUUUGUUAUUAUUCUGCGGUUUAACAGUAAGCUAUUUCAAUGUCCUAAUUUGCUGUUGGUUCUCAAUGUUGUACACACUUAUUUAGGAUGACAGUGACAAUGAUAAUAAUACAUUCGGAUGAACGAUUUCUUUUUGUUUCAUUAUGCUGGUAAUAGCUAUGUUAUGGUUGACAGACAAUAAAAUCCUUACCUGGC
Oncorhynchus keta (chum salmon) is the source of this 3721-nucleotide messenger RNA. Its product is annotated as homeobox protein Hox-C10a-like. The coding region runs from base 1185 to 2297 and encodes 370 amino acids. NCBI's taxonomy places the organism in Eukaryota, Metazoa, Chordata, Actinopteri, Salmoniformes, Salmonidae. Gene Ontology annotation, cellular component: nucleus. Gene Ontology annotation, molecular function: RNA polymerase II cis-regulatory region sequence-specific DNA binding; DNA-binding transcription factor activity, RNA polymerase II-specific. Gene Ontology annotation, biological process: regulation of transcription by RNA polymerase II. The transcript has 2 exons. The record is from RefSeq and is a predicted model, not a curated record.